AUCGAGAGGCUUCUUCGUAACUGGUACCAGCUAUAUGAAAGCAAUUGCCACUGCUUUCCUAGAACUUGAGUAAAUACAAUCAAGUGGCAUUUUAAAUUUUUGCUGGAAGUGGUGUCAUGAGACUGAAGAUAUCUCUUUUAAGAGAACCAAAGCAUCAAGAAUUAGUAAGCUGUGUAGGCUGGACUACUGCUGAAGGGCUAUAUUCAUAUAGUGAUGAUCACCAGAUAGUGAAGAGAAACUUGUUCGCUAGUGGAACAACUCAAAUAGUAAAGCUUCCUGAUGAUAUUUACCCUAUAGAUCUUCACCGGUUUCCAAAGAGUUUGGAUAAGAGACAAACUCAAGCAGAAAGCUUUCUCCUCAUAAGUUCUGAUGAUAAAUUUAAUUUGAUUUCCAAGUUAGAAAGAGUGGAAAAAAGUGUAGCAGCUCACUCUGGAAUACUUGCAGGAAGAUAGAAUGAUGAAGCAACAGCAUUAGUUACAAUUGGAGAAGGUGGACUAAAAAUUUGGUCAAAGACUUGGAUGCUUAGAUCAACUUUAGCUCAGCAAGGAAUACCACUGUAUUCAGUAGUGUGGGGUCCUGAUUCAGAAAAGGUUCUUUAUACAGCAGGCAAGCAGCUAAUCAUUAAACCUCUUCAAUCAAAUGCUAAAGUUUUACAGAAAGCUUAUGAUGGCAUCAUUUUAAAAAUAGAUUGGAACUCAGUCAAUAAUCUUAUUUUAUCUGCUGGUGAAGACUGUAAAUAUAAGGUAUGGGAUAGUUACAGUCACCCACUGUACAAUUCACAACCUCAUGAGCAUCCAAUUACUUUAGUUACCUGGGCUCCAGAUGGAGAAUUAUUUGCUAUUGGAUUAUUUCAUACUUUACUCUUAUGUAAUAAAACUGGGUGAUCAUAUGCUUUAGAAAACACUGGCAGCAUAUUUAAUAUUGCAUGGUCAACUGAUGUCACUCAGACUGCUGGAGUGUGUGGAAUUGGGCAUGGUUUUGCACCUGCGGUGGAACAAUAUUGAGAGUGGAAAAACUUUCAAGUAACAUUAACUAAAAGAAGGACCAUACACGUUCAUAAUGUUCUUAAUGAUGCAGUGAACUUACUGGAAUUCCACACGGCCAUUAAAGCAUCUUUGAACUCUGCACACUUAGUUGUUUCAAUGUCUCUUCAAUGUUAUGUGGUCUCCACAAAGAACUGGAAUACACCAAUUACAUCUGAUCUCAAAGAAGGAACUGUUAGUUUAAUCCUGCAGGAAGAAAGACAUUUUCUUCUCAUAGAUGUUAGCAGUAUCGAUUUAUAUUCGCAUGAAAGGCACUUUAUUUCAUCUCCAAAAUUUCCUAGAGUGAGAACAGAUAUUCCGAAUGCAUGGACUGUGCCUCUGAGUAAUGAUACCAUAGCAAUAGACAAAGUUGAUGAAAAAAUUGGGGCAUCAACUGGAAAACCAUUAGAUGAUGGAAAGUUUCUUCCUUGUAAGAAUGAAAUCUUGAAAAUUGCUCUGGAUCAAAAAGGACUUACCAGUGAUAGAAAAGUCACUUUCAUUGAUAAAAAUAGAGAUACGUUUACCACUUCUGUGAAACAAUUUGAGAAGGAAGAAAAAAUUAUCAAACUUGGAACAAUGGUGCAUACUUUGGCAUGGAGUGAUACAUGCACUAUCCUUUGCAGACUUCAAGAUACUCAAUUUACAGUGUGGUAUUACUCCAAUAUGGUUUAUGCGGACAGUGACAUUUUCCCUAAAACAUUACGUGAAAGGGAUACAAGUGAAUUCAGUAAAAAUCCCCAUAUUGUGAGUUUUGUUGGAAAUCAGGUAACUACAACAAGAGUUAAUGGCCCUCUGGUUCACAUCAGUGUAUCACCAUAUCCUGUUAUUCUCCCUGAAUAUGUAGGCAGUUCGAAAUGGGAAAAUGAUUUAAGACUUUGCCGCUUUGUUGAGGAGCAAACCAUGUGAGCUUGUCUAGCUGCUAUGGCAGUUGCUAAUCAAAAUAUUACUAUUACAGAAAUAGGCUAUGCAGCAAUUGGUGAAAUCGAUAAGGUCUGGUACUUCAAUUCUAUAAGUCUUUCAUUUAAAGAGUCAAAAAUGGCCCACAUACUAAGGUUUAGUGGAAACAUACAGGAGGCUGAAAUAGCACUUACUCAGGCUGGCCUCAUUUAUCAAGCAAUCCAGAUCAAUAUUAAUCUCUACAACUGAGAAAGGGCAGUAGAAUUGGCUGUAAAAUACAAAACACAUGUUGAUACAGUUCUUGCUUACUGUCAAAAGUUUUUGGAGACAUUUGGUAAAGAGGAAACUAAACAAUACUUGCAGUAUGCAGAAGGUCUCCAAAAAGAUUGAGAGAAAAUCAAAGCCAAAAUUGAGAUUGAAAUUACAAAAGAAGGAGAACAAUCAUCAAGCAGCCAAUCCAGUAAGAGUAUGGGUCUAAAGCCCUACAUGCCACGCAUAUCUUUAAGAAGUUUUGUCUUUUGAAAUGAAUUCUGAUUAACUAAGGAUAUGCAUGUUUUGGCUGAUAAAAAAAAAGGAUAAUCUUUAAAUAAGUAUACACACUUGCUGUGUAUUUAAUGUAAAAGUACAUUCAGAAAGAUGA
Molecule: messenger RNA, 2559 nt
Organism: Symphalangus syndactylus (siamang)
Lineage: Eukaryota; Metazoa; Chordata; Mammalia; Primates; Hylobatidae
Product: intraflagellar transport protein 80 homolog
Biological process (GO): cilium assembly
Cellular component (GO): cilium; centrosome; intraciliary transport particle B
Molecular function (GO): protein binding
Source: RefSeq, a predicted model, not a curated record